Gryllus bimaculatus (two-spotted cricket) is the source of this 405-nucleotide messenger RNA. The record is from the annotation of a GenBank genome assembly. NCBI's taxonomy places the organism in Eukaryota, Metazoa, Arthropoda, Insecta, Orthoptera, Gryllidae.
GGUUGGACGGCGACGUCCCACAAGAUGGCGCCGCGACUCAGAGCGUCCACGCGGAAGAUGGCGGAAAAGGUCUUCCGGCGAUCCAGACAACGAGCGAAACAUGCCGUUAAACUUCGAACUCCGAAGAAGUUAAAGAAGCCACGUCGUUAUACCUCGCCACCAGAAAUCCCACUUGUAAAACAGAACAUUUUCAGAUUGGAAACAAGCAUUGAUAUUACUUACACUAUAAAAAGGAAACCAAAUGAGAAGAAAAAAUUGAGAAAAUCAGGCUUAAGAAGUGAAAUUAAAAAUCACAAUACUUCUUCUUCAAAAGAUCAUAUAAAUGAGGAUAUCAAGAAGCAAGAUUUACAAUUCAACGAAGGUGUUGUUGUAUGGGCAAAAUUGAUUGGUUCACCCUGGUGGCCA